Molecule: messenger RNA, 1829 nt
Organism: Acipenser ruthenus (sterlet)
Lineage: Eukaryota; Metazoa; Chordata; Actinopteri; Acipenseriformes; Acipenseridae
Product: protein FAM166B-like
Exons: 6
Coding region: 219-1127 (302 amino acids)
Source: RefSeq, a predicted model, not a curated record
AAACACUCAACCACUCCCACCGCGCUCUCCUCUCCCUGGCUCCAGGGAGUCACAACUAGCAACCAUCUACAAACACACACCUCAGGAAUAUGCUUGACAUUUGUCUGUCGAUAUCGUCAACGCUCCCUGAGGUUUGACGAGGCGGCGAGAACCAGAACCCAGGUCUCGUGAACUACCGAGAAUUAUAUGACUCGAGAUAAAUAGACUUCAGAGUCAGGAUGGAGAACGAAUUCCCUCCCAAGAUUAGCACUGUGUUAAUGACUCCAGACCCUCAUUACAUUCCGGGGUAUGGUGGGUACUGCCCCCAGAUCAAGUACACCGUGGGGAACACCUACGGCAAGCUGACCGCCCGGCUCCUCACCAGCCCGGAGGUGAACCGCUCACAGAAGCUGAUCCUGCAGUCCAGCCGCGUGCAACCCGCUGACCCGGAGACAGGCCCUCAAAAUGAGAUCUGGAGGAGCCGCAGUGACGGGGGCCAGGCGGAGAUAGAGAAGAUGAUACCUGGAUACACAGGGUUCAUUCCCAAAAGCCAGAACUACUUCUCUAAGACAUACGCGGAGACGUGCCGGGACGCCCUGGCGGACUUUGAGAAGGAGCGGCAGCGCAGAGCUGACACGGUGGUGUCACCACACACCCUGCAGGCCAGGAAGGCGAAGGGCGGCACAAAGCAGGAGCACAAACUCCCCCACUACAACACCCCUCUGGCUCCAAUUGUGAAGGAGGCUGCCCCCUAUCGCUUCACCAAUGAGUGGCACCCGCACGGCUCUCCGUAUUUCAUGGAGAAUGAAAGCCCCCACAAGUACUUCAUUUCAGGUUUUACAGGGUAUGUCCCCAAGGCUCGCUUCCUCAUCGGCAGUGGCUAUCCCAUCCUCACGAACCGCGCCCUGGUUCACUUCACCAAUGAGUUAAACCAGAGCGAGUUAGGACCAAUCACGUUUCAGCGGCGGCCAAGGGAAGACCACUGUUUGCCCUACAUCUCACAGAUUUACCCCUCCAGUCUGGGCCUCCUGCCCAAAUACACCGGCCACGUACCAGGAUACAAGUACCAGUACGGUCACACCUUUGGACAACUUACCACCAAUGCCCUGGGUUCCAGCACCCUUCAGAAACAGGCAGCAGCUCAAUGAAGGAAAGCCCUGAAGCACAUUCACUUGUUUAUCCAAUUGAUACCAGCUGUACAAUGGAACGGAUAGAUCCUUUUAUUGUGUUAUUAUUUAAUGGGAUUGCAAUUACAUGAUUCUGUGUUGGUGUUGUCCAAUUGCCUUGCUGGACACAGAAGCCUGUUCACCAUGUUUGCAAGGAUCCUUGCCUUAACCUCCUUGCUUUGCACAGUGGUGUAUCCGACUUACCAUGUCGUCAUGAACAGGGCCUUAACAAAUCCACGGCAGAUUUUACACACCCUACUCGCUUGCAGUUCAGUCUUGUAUGUUAUCUCCCAGAUUUCUGUAUAAACAAUUAAGGGAUUCAAUUAAACUGAUCGAAAGAACAAUUACGUUAUUAACUGAUUACUAAUUAUAAAACUCUUAUUAACAAAAUACAAGCGACAAUUCUGGCCAUAGAAAUUGAGGUGAUCAAGGUUAAAGACCCAAAUGAAUGGACUACCUUACCUAAGGUAAUGUUUGGUAGUCCAAUCCCCUAUUCACACCACCUACUGUAAUAAGUCAUUGAAAACGUGACUGAAUUAAGUGAGUUGCACAUGAUUUAGGUAGUGUGGGGGGGGGGUACAUGCAUAGUGUCGAGCUGAGUGGGUGAAACUGUAAAAAAAAUGUAAAUGAAAAAAGAUUUUUAACAAAAUUAUUGGCUUAAAAAUAUAAUUAAAACCUAUAACA